This is a messenger RNA of Anopheles stephensi (Asian malaria mosquito), 1137 nucleotides long. It is a transcript of the gene Scox, whose product is annotated as protein SCO1 homolog, mitochondrial. Gene Ontology annotation, biological process: intracellular copper ion homeostasis; mitochondrial respiratory chain complex IV assembly. The record is from RefSeq and is a predicted model, not a curated record. NCBI's taxonomy places the organism in Eukaryota, Metazoa, Arthropoda, Insecta, Diptera, Culicidae. Gene Ontology annotation, molecular function: copper ion binding; copper chaperone activity. Bases 163 to 996 code for a protein of 277 amino acids. The transcript has 2 exons. Gene Ontology annotation, cellular component: mitochondrial inner membrane.
CUAAGCAUUCACCGCGGUGCGUCAUUGCUCCGAAAUGUCAAAAUAAGCACGUAACAACAUUGCCGGCUCGAAGAAAACAGUGCAAAGUAAUUACACAAAUUGUUUAAAUGUGUGUAAAUAUUUAGUGCCGUACAAAAAACUGCAUUUCUAGGGUGCAUCAACAUGUCGAACAUGCUGCUAAGAUUUUCCUGCCGAAGUUUACGCGAGAUGAGUGGGAGUGCCGGAUUGUUCGGAAGCGCCGGAACAAAACUCGCCACCACCAAUCAGGUCCGGUUGCCCAAACAUGCGUCCAUGGUGAGCCGGUUUCAGCACACAACGCGCCAGUCCGAUCCCAUGAAGGGCAAAGGUCCGAUCACGUGGAAAAGUUUCGCAUUUAUUGCCACCGCCGGUAUCGGGGUGCUCGGGUUCAUGUGGUACGUGAAGGACGAGAAGGAGCAGGCACUGAUGCGGGAACGGAAGCGCCAGCUGGGCAAGGCAGCCAUCGGCGGCAAGUGGGAUCUAAUCGACUCCGAGGGCAAUCCGCGCAAAUCGGCUGACUUUGCUGGCAAAUGGUUGCUGAUCUACUUUGGCUUCACGCACUGUCCCGACAUCUGCCCGGACGAGCUGGAGAAGAUGGCGGCCGUGGUUGACAAUCUGGAGAAGGAAAAGGAUGCGGAACCGGUGCAGCCGAUAUUCAUCACAGUCGAUCCGCAGCGUGACACCAAAGAGAUUGUGGGCAAGUACGUGAAGGAGUUUUCGCCGAAGCUGCUCGGUCUUACGGGAACGGUGGAACAGGUGGCGCAGGUAUGUCGAGCAUUCCGGGUAUACUUUAGUGCGGGGCCGAAGGACGAGGACGACGAUUAUAUCGUGGAUCACACGAUCAUCAUGUACUUGGUUGAUCCGAACGGCGAGUUUGUCGAUUACUAUGGCCAGAACCGUGAUAAGGAGUCGAUAAAGAAUUCCAUACUGAUCAACAUGGCAAAGUUCAAGCAGAUGCAUAAAUCAUCGUGGUGGUAGAUGAGCCGAAGCCAGCAAGGGAACGCGUGUGGAUGUGUACGAGAGAGAAAAAAAAGAAAGUAUAGUAGCGCUGUGGCGAUCAAUCGUAUUGGUUAAGUGGAUUAAAAACUCGGCAGCAUGUCGUAAUACUUAAAACUUGCA